Messenger RNA from Durusdinium trenchii, 1789 nucleotides. The record is from the annotation of a GenBank genome assembly. Lineage: Eukaryota; Dinophyceae; Suessiales; Symbiodiniaceae.
CUCGGGUCUCGAGUCAAUUAUUCUGACGCGUGAGUUGCGUUUUUGUUCCUGAUGUUUGCUGGGGUCUCUUGGCGGGAUACAUAGUAUUUUGUGGAUUGCGUUGGUUUCGGCUCGCGCGGCGACGGCUUGUUGCAGCGUCAAUGAAAUUCCACCACACUGGGGGCGCAACAAGCACACAUUAUUGCAAGCUGAAAGACAGGACAAAUGACUUUUGCUGAUGCGGGGUGGGAACAUUUCUGACCGAUUUAUGAUUUGUAUUUGAUGGCAAAAUCGUUCCACGUCGUGUGUCCAAAGAGAUUGUCCUCCAGUGCAUCGGGCUUUCAAAAUCGUGGCAAACAUUUCCAGGUUAGGCAUAUUUCUUGAAUGCUCAUGUGUCAAGCUUGGUCUCACCGACACAGAACCCCAGCCCUCAGUGGCCCUAGUGGCUCGAGACCUGAAUGUCCAUCAGCGGUCCGCCGUUUUCGCAGUACUUGUGGCAAUGUGCUCAAAGUCCUGAGGAAAAACCUGGCACAUUCUUUCCUGAUUGGGCUUACAAUCUGAAGGCCUUCAUUCCAGGUGCAAUUGUUGCUGUGGACAAGCGAAGCAACCUCAAGCAUUGUCAUGCAACUGUGGUAACAGACAUCUCGCUCUGUUGUGGCUUGGGAGAAGAUGAGUUAUGCAAGGCUCUUUCAACCUUCAAGCAUCCACGGCGAGAAGGGGAAUGGAUGGGAGAUGACCCGGGGCGCCUCCUACUUGAGUUUUCUGAAGCAGUCCGUGGGUACAUCUCUGUCUCGCGCUUGACCCGUGUCCUUCCCUGCUCACCUGCACGUGUGCUCAUUGUGAACGAGACGGUGAGUUAUCGUCGGCUGGCCAAAACGCAAGUUGGAAAGGUCGAUGGAGUUCUGGAGAUCGGCUCUUCCUUUGGAGAAUGUACCCAGAUUUUGACAAAACAUGCUGCAGCCGUGAUUGGAAUUGACAACAGUCAGGAACUGGUCGAGGAGAGCCGCCGAAGAUAUCCGUUCUGCAGAAUUGAGCUAUUGAACUGCUUCCAAGACCCGUUGCAGCUGCAACGGUUGUGCAGCCAGCCCUUUAGUCGGAGUAAAGGGCUUUCUUUACGUUUUUUAAAUUUGUCUCUUCUGCUCCCUCAUUCUCAUGCAUUGGUUUACUUGCAAUUGGUUUGCUUGAAGCCAUCCUCUACCCAAGAGCAGCCUCAAGGCUUGCCAGCCACCAGUACAUUUUUGUAUGUUGGAGGCUCCCAGCCUGCUCUGCAGGUUACAAGACAGAUGCGAGAACUUCAAGAUUUUUGUAGAUAUUGGAGGUGAAAGGAGCUCCACGGCUGUCUGCCGGAUUCUGGUACUGUUGGAUGAGGUUGUCAGGGGCUCGCUCUGUGCACCCUGCUUGGUGGUGGUGAAGUGCAAGAGUUUGUCUGCGGCAGCCGCUGCCUCUUGUGAUGAAAGAGCUACGAUUUGCAACCUUUUGGAUUGGUGGCAUAGGUGCGCAGCUCCCACGAGCACACGGCAACAACGAAAAUGGGGGAUUAGUCGCGAACAUGGUUAGCUUGCUGCUUUUGCUGCUUGCUGAUACGGCGGCAUGCCAGCCAAUUCAUCCUUAUACGUGUGAAAUGCUCAUGGGUUUUUCCCUCAAUGUCCUUGCACCGUGUAAAGUGGGAGCCCCAGGGCUCAGAUGGUUGGGUCUGUGCCAGCAGAAAUCAUCCAUCACGUCAGGGAGGAGAAAAGAUUGAAGUUGUGAUACUCUCAUGAGCGAACAUGCAGGCCAUGCUGGAAUUAUUACAGUUCGUUUGUCAAGUCUU